Molecule: messenger RNA, 1156 nt
Organism: Triticum aestivum (bread wheat)
Lineage: Eukaryota; Viridiplantae; Streptophyta; Magnoliopsida; Poales; Poaceae
Product: 30S ribosomal protein S17
Exons: 2
Coding region: 264-578 (104 amino acids)
Biological process (GO): translation
Cellular component (GO): ribosome
Molecular function (GO): structural constituent of ribosome
Source: RefSeq, a predicted model, not a curated record
GGGACACCUGCCAGUCUGCCACCACCGAGUGACUCGAUCGAGCGCGCAUCUGUCCCUCCCCUCCACAGCACCUCGUCCAACCCUAGCCGCCACGGGCAGGAGACGGCGCAGAGCACCUCGUCCGCCGGCCGCCGGCCUCCCCACCGCCGCGAACCGUCAACCUCGUCCGUGAAUCGACCACCGCAGCAAGCAGGCGGCGUCGAUUCUCUGUCUGCCCCACCACCUCUUCAGCCGCCGCCGCCGCCCCUAAUCAGCGGGCGGAGAUGAAGCCAGUGGUGGGUAUCGUGGUGUCGAACAAGAUGCAGAAGUCGGUGGUGGUGGCGGUCGACCGCCUCUUCCACAACAAGGUGUACAACCGCUACGUCAAGCGCACCUCCAAGUUCAUGGCGCACGACGAGGCCGAAGGCUGCAACAUCGGCGAUAGGGUUAGGCUGGAUCCUUCUAGGCCAUUGAGCAAAAACAAGCAUUGGAUUGUUGCCGAGGUUCUUCGAAGAGCUAAGAUGUAUGUUCCGCCGCCACCUGCACCAAAAGCUUCUGGUGCUACAACUCAACAAAGUAGCAGCAAGUCAUCUGUUUAAAGAUCCUCAGAGGCAAACACAUACAUGUCUUUCAGAAUGUCUCUUCUUUACUGACUGACGGCAUGUCCAGAGAACCAUCUCAUUGAAUAAACAACGGCUGCUACAAAAUGUUGUUUUUUUGUGGUGCUCGUCAUGUUCAGCUUAUCAGUUUAUUCAUUUGCGGUCAAAACUUGGUGAUCGAGAAUUUAUGUUGGACCCUAUACCUUCGAGGUUGCCCCAGCAAAAUUCAUAGGUACUCCCUCUGCAAAGAAAUAUAGGACCGUUUAGAUGCUCUUAUAUUUCUUUACGGAGGGAGUACAACCUAAGCAUUUCCUAAUAAUAGUUCUCCGUACAUGGUGGAGGCCGUGGUGGCGUCCAUGGCGGAGCUGAGACCCUGGCAUGGGAGAGAGCUGCCGGCCAUGGGAUGUCACUGGUAGCUAGUGUGCUCAUUGUGACUUGCUGUCGCAAUUUAUGGCAGCAGAAUUGCAAGUUUGCUCACGUUUGUUGAAUGUACCCGCGCUUGGAUAUAAUGCUGUUAAUGUGGGCCAUUCUUGUAAAACGUUUGUUCUUCACAUGGUAUCUUCUUUUCUUGUGGAUCA